AUGAGGAUGUCCUUGGGUUGCAAGCAAUACCUUAUAAAUGCAUCUAUGCGAAUGGCACAGCACAGGACCCCUGACCUGUUGGUUGAUCUACUAACUGAGGAGCCCCCGCCAUAUCCGCCACCACCACCACCACCAGAGGCAGAAGUGGACUCCGCCGCCUUGGAAGAGGCCGCCCCGGCUCCUGACCCUUCACCAAUGGCUUAUCGACUAAGUUCAUAUUGGCCAUUCUCAGCAUCGGAACUCUAUAACUGGAAAAAUAAUAAUCCUUCUUUUUCUGCAGACCCCGUGAGGCUGACAUCUCUCAUAGAGUCGGUCCUCACGACUCACCAACCCACCUGGGAUGAUUGUCAGCAGCUGUUGCAGGUCCUCUUAACCUCGAAGGAGAAACAGCACGUGCUACUAGAAGCACGAAAGAAUGUCCCAGGAGUCAACGGGCAGCCCAUCAAGCUGCCCAAUGAAAUUGAUGCGGCUUGCCCUCUUGAAAGACCUGAAUGGGAUUUUACCACCAAAGCAGGUAGGACCCAUCUGCGUCUCUAUCACCAGUUGCUUUUGCUUGUAGCGGGUCUCCGGGGGACAGGACGCCGACCCACUAAUUUGGCCCAGGUGAAGCAGAUAAUACAGGGUGGGGAGGAAUCACCUGCCGCUUUUCUAGAAAGAUUAAAAGAAGCGUACAGGAUGUAUACUCCCUAUAAUCCGGAAGAUCCAGGUCAGGCCACCAACGUUUCUAUGUCCUUUAUUUGGCAAUCAGCCCCGGACAUGAGAAACAAGCUUCAGAGGCUAGAAAAUUUACAGGGAUAUACACUCCAAGAUUUGUUGAAGGAAGCAGAACGUAUUUUUAAUAAGAGGGAAACACAGACAGAAAGAGAAGAACGCUGGAGGAAGGAAACCCAGGAGAGAGAGGAAAGACUAAGACACGAGGCAGAUGAAAAAGAGGUUGCAAGAGACCAUAAGCGGAAUAAAGAAAUGAGUAGGCUAUUGGCCACAGUAGUGACAGGACAGAGACAGAAUAGGCAGAGGGAUGACAGAAGGGGGCCCCACCUGGACAGGGAUAAAUGUGCUUAUAGCAAAGAAAAAGGACAUUGGGCAAGAGAAUGCCCAAAGAACCCCCGGGCCAAGCCUCCACGGCCAAGGACCUCUGACCUCCUGAACCUAGACGAUUAG
Molecule: messenger RNA, 1161 nt
Organism: Cricetulus griseus (Chinese hamster)
Lineage: Eukaryota; Metazoa; Chordata; Mammalia; Rodentia; Cricetidae
Source: RefSeq, a predicted model, not a curated record